Molecule: messenger RNA, 1141 nt
Organism: Cololabis saira (Pacific saury)
Lineage: Eukaryota; Metazoa; Chordata; Actinopteri; Beloniformes; Belonidae
Gene: sgf29
Product: SAGA complex associated factor 29
Exons: 10
Coding region: 105-965 (286 amino acids)
Cellular component (GO): SAGA complex
Source: RefSeq, a predicted model, not a curated record
GCGACUGCAACAAUUUAGAAGAAGAAGAAGAAGAAGAAGAAGCUAAUGCUAAUCCCACAUUAGCAACAUAGCAGUGAAACUAAACUACGAGGAGACGGACGGAGAUGUCGGCCGACACCAAGAUUGCAGAACUGCUGACGGAGCUGCACCAGCUCAUCAAGCAGACGCAGGAGGAAAGGUCACGCAGCGAACACAACCUGCUCAACAUCCAGAAAACCCACGAGAGGAUGCAGACGGAGAACAAAACGUCUCCGUACUACCGCACCAAGCUGAGAGGACUCUACACCACGGCCAAGGCCGACGCCGAGGCCGAGUGCAGCAUCCUCCGUCACGCCCUGGACAAGAUCGCAGAGAUCAAGAGUCUCCUGGAGGAGAGGAGGAGAGUGACGGUGUACAGCGACAGCGACCCGCCCAAGAGGAAGAUGCGGCGCGGCGUCCUGAUGACGCUGCUGCAACAGUCGGCCAUGACGCUGCCGCUGUGGAUCGGAAAACCUGGGGAGAGCCCCCCCCCUCUGUGCGGGGCCACCCCGGCCAGCGGGGACUACGUGGCCAAACAGGGAGACAAAGUGGCCGCUCGAGUUAAAGCUGUUGAUGGAGACGAGCAGUGGAUCCUGGCAGAGGUGGUGAGCUACAACCACUGCAGCAACAAGUACGAAGUCGACGACAUCGAUGAAGAAGGAAAAGAGAGACACACCCUGAGCCGCCGCAGGAUCAUCCCCCUCCCCCAGUGGAAGGCCAACCCGGAGACGGACCCGGAGGCGUUGUUCAGCAAAGACCAGCUGGUGCUGGCGCUUUACCCACAAACCACCUGUUUCUACCGGGCGCUGAUCCACGCGCCCCCCCACCGGCCGCAGGACGACUACUCGGUUCUGUUCGAGGACACGUCGUACGCCGACGGCUACUCCCCGCCCCUCAACGUAGCGCAGCGCUACGUCGUCGCCUGCAAAGAGAACAAGAAGAAGUGAAGAACUGUGAAGGACUGGCCACGCCCCCUGUGACGUCACACACAACUGGACACGCCCCCUGUGACGUCACACACAACUGGACACGCCCACCUCAUGUCAGUCACAGCUGACUUUAGCUCGGCUGAUGCUAACCCGGGAUGCUAAUUAUUAAAGUUUGUAAUUCCGUCCCAACGUCC